CUUCCUCAAAUGUUUCAUCCAGCCGCCUACCAGCUCUCGACGCGACAUUCUCCGGCCCCGCUUCAAUCUCCCCCUCGCUUCUCAUCCUGAUAUUUCAUUCCCUUGUACCCCCCGGCUCAUCUCAUAGGGGGUACGUGGUUGCCGCCUUUGGGCUCCUCCAACAAAGAUCAUCCCCUGCUUGCUUGUGCACACGCUAUCCGUGUCCCAUGCACCCACACGCAAGGUGUUUGAUGGAAUGCUUAGGAGGACAUGAACUAUGGAUUCUUAAUGAUCAGGAGGAACCAGACACCACUGUGGAGCCCCUUUUCUGUGGCCAACUUGAGCUUGCUCAUCCCAAGUGCAUUCUGCACCAACUGAGGCCUAUUAAGCGUGUUGCUUUUGAAGGGCCUGUAACAGGAAGGCGUUUCUAUGGCUGCCCAGUCCAGGAAAAUGGUGUGAAUUGUGGUGUUGUAGAGUGGGUUGAUGGGCCUUGGCCAACUGUUCUUCAGAGAUGUUUGUGCAAGCUAUGGGAGAUGUUCCAUGAGCAGAACAUUGGAAGGGUACAGGACAAGGAGAAGUUUGAGAAGGAGUUGGCCAGGCUUAAGAGUGAACAUGAUAGGGAGUUGGCCAAGCUUAGGAAUGAAAAUGACAAGCUUUGCAUUGAGUACACCAAGCUUGUUGAUGAUGUAUCCAAGAUGUUUGAUUGGCAGGAUGGUAGGGUGGACCAGAAACAAGUGCAGGAGGAAGAACUUGAGAAGAAGAAGAAGGAGCUAGAGGAGAAAGCUAUGUUGGAGGUGCAGAUGGAAAAGCUCAAACUUGCAAAAGAGAAAAGGUGCAUUUUGCAGAGCCAAGCUGAUAUCAUCAAGAACACCAGGAAGGCUAUGAAGGAUGUUCAAGUUGACAGAGAUGUUCUUAAGAAGGAGAAGGACAAGCUUGAGCUUGUUGUUGCUGAGCUGCUGAAAGAUGGCUAUGGCAGCAAGGAGAAGUUAGAGCAAAUCAAGGCCAUCCUUGAGUCUCGAACUUGCUGUGAUAUGUUGGUGAAGUAAGUACAUCCAAAGCCCUUUAUAUAAGGAAGUGGCUUGGCAUGACUGCAAGUGAUUAUGGGUGUACAUUUUGGGGGAAUGUGAAGUUUAACCUAGUGUAAGAACCUUAUUUCCUAUGUUGUUAAGUUGUAAUGGAUCACCUAUGGUAUUAAGUGUUGUAAUGG
This is a messenger RNA of Triticum aestivum (bread wheat), 1186 nucleotides long. RefSeq lists its product as uncharacterized. NCBI's taxonomy places the organism in Eukaryota, Viridiplantae, Streptophyta, Magnoliopsida, Poales, Poaceae. Bases 207 to 1025 code for a protein of 272 amino acids. The transcript is spliced from 3 exons. The record is from RefSeq and is a predicted model, not a curated record. Gene Ontology annotation, molecular function: zinc ion binding.